Messenger RNA from Ixodes scapularis (black-legged tick), 483 nucleotides. RefSeq lists its product as uncharacterized. Gene Ontology annotation, molecular function: protein dimerization activity. The record is from RefSeq and is a predicted model, not a curated record. NCBI's taxonomy places the organism in Eukaryota, Metazoa, Arthropoda, Arachnida, Ixodida, Ixodidae. The coding region runs from base 1 to 483 and encodes 160 amino acids. The transcript has a single exon.
AUGAAACAGCUAGUAAAACUAGAGAGCACCUUGAAUAACGCAGCCGUGCGAAGACAGUUCACAACAGAUGACUUGAAAGAGGCCCUAGGAGUGCGUGCACUUGAUUUUGAUCUGGCCCGAUUCUCUGCGCAGCUUUUAAUAUUGCCGGCUCUUUUAUGCAGCCUUGAUUCCCUCACAAUUGACACCAUAUUGAGGACACUACAGGCAAAAUCCGAGGAAAUUCGUGAACUGCUGAACCAAGUCGUAAAAUAUACGAAACUUCUUCAUUCUGUGCCUGCAUCUGUCGCCUCGGGGGAGCGCUCGUUUAGUGCCUUACGCCGAAUUAGAACAUAUCUACGCAGUCUUAUGAGUCAGGGGAGGCUAAUACACCUCCUUAUUUUGCACAUUCAAAAAGAAAGAACCGCCGAGCUCAACCUGGACGACAUCAUCAAGAAAUUUUUCUUCAGGACGGCUGAGCGAACGGCGACCUUUGGUCUUCCUUGA